AUGACCCAAAACAUCCUCCCCUUGAUUCAGUCCAUAGAGACUCACAGAAACGACAAGUACCAGGAUAAGGUAAUCUACACUUACGAUGACCCCCCAGAAAUGUGGCACAAGGCUCUCGGCGAGAACCUAAGUUUUCAAUUCGGUCUAUUUGACGAGGCUGAGCUCAACGAUAAGCCGAAGCCUGGAUCCAUCGGAACGUCCGAGUUCCGUCAAGCUGGAGCUUGCCGCCAGCGACAGCUUGAUUAUUGCGCUGAAAUCUUAAACGACGACAUUAAGGAUCGCAUCAACCUCUAUUUCUGCAACGGCCAAGAUGUUGAUCUACUUCCCGUUCCGGAGAUACCCUACGACUUGGUCGUUGGCGAUAUCAACAAAUACAAGUCACCUAUUCCUGACAAGUCAGACAGGCUUGCCUGCAGCAACCGGAAGACUCCCGAGUACUUUGCUGGUGUCCUGGAAAAUAGCGGCUUUACCUUGCGGGACAUGCGAAUAAUGCCCUCCAACGCCGAGGUCAUUCACUGGUUCCAAAAGGUACAGCUGAAUAUUGAACAGCACUUCCCAAAUGGCGUGACAGGGCCUAUUCAGGAGCUGCACGAGAUGGCUCUUAGUUUUACUAAGAGCUUGGCAGCAAACAAGGCUUCCGUAUACAGCAUCAUCGCACAGCGUAACAACUAG
Molecule: messenger RNA, 672 nt
Organism: Colletotrichum truncatum
Lineage: Eukaryota; Fungi; Ascomycota; Sordariomycetes; Glomerellales; Glomerellaceae
Source: RefSeq, a predicted model, not a curated record